UUUUUCGUAAGCAGUAGCGAUUCCUAGUUAAACUGAUCUCCCGGGGUCACCUGAUCUCUAUGUCUCGCAUUUUUCACAGCGAUUCACUUCGCGAUGCCAACGCCUGAGCAAGAAGAACAGGCGAUGUUUUCACGUAAACGUCAGCCCCGGUGAAAAAGCGAAAUGCGGGACGGAAAAUGAUACCGUAAAGAAUAAAACUUUCGAAUAAAAUAAUUCUUUCGUAGAACCACUCGUAAAGUUUUAAACGUCGCUUGCAGGAUUAUCCCAUGAUAGAUCACUGUUACGACGUUGUGAUCGUGGGGGCCGGUGGUGCAGGACUGAGAGCUGCUUUUGGUUUAGGAAGCAAAGGAUACCGCGUGGCGGUGGUUACGAAAUUGUUCCCGACAAGGUCUCACACUGUCGCCGCUCAAGGUGGAGUGAACGCCGCCAUCGAUGAGAAGGAAGAUAGUUGGCUUUAUCAUAUGUACGACACCGUCAAAGGAUCCGACUGGCUAGGUGAUCAAGACGCGAUACAUUUUCUGACGAGGGAGGCACCUCGAGCAGUUUUCGAACUCGAGAAUUACGGUUGUCCUUUCAGCCGCACGGAGGAAGGAAAAAUCUAUCAACGCUCAUUUGGCGGACAAUCGUUGAAGUUUGGCAAAGGCGGCGUGGCUCGUAGAACUUGUGCCGUCGCGGAUAGAACCGGUCACGCGAUAUUGCACACACUAUACGGGCAGAGCCUCCGUUACGACGUCCAUUAUUACGUCGAGUACUUUGCCCUUGAUCUUCUCAUGUACGGACGGUGUUGCAAGGGCGUGUUGGCAUGGGAGCUGGAGACUGGACUUCUGCAUCGCUUCAGAGCUCAUCACACGGUAUUGGCCACGGGGGGAGCAGGAAGAUGUUUCCUAUCUUGUACCUCGGCGCACGCUUGCACCGGAGAUGGUAUGGCGAUAGCCUCCAGAGCAGGACUGCCCCUUGAAGAUAUGGAGUUCAUCCAGUUCCAUCCGACCGGAAUGUACGGCAGCGGCAUUUUGAUAACAGAGGGCAGCCGUGGCGAAGGCGGCAGGCUGGUGAAUUCCAAAGGAGAAUUCUUCAUGGAACGAUACGCACCAGUUGCCAAGGACCUCGCGUCCCGUGACGUCGUCUCCAAAGCAAUAACGAUUGAAAUAUUCGAAGGAAGAGGCGUAGGUCGCAAGAAAGAUCACGUGUACCUGCAAUUACAUCAUCUGCCAGUAGAAACUCUACGCACAAAACUACCAGGAAUUUCGCACCUGGCCUGGGUUUUCGCUGGCGUGAAUGUAAAAAAGGAACCGAUACCUGUCAUACCCACGAUGCACUACAAUAUGGGUGGUAUACCCACGAACUGGCGAGCUCAGGUACUGACGCGAGAAAACGAGGAAGACAGCGUGAUCGAAGGACUCUGGGCAGUGGGUGAAACCGCGUGCAUGUCCCUCCAUGGCGCCAAUCGUUUAGGCGCCAACAGUCUUCUGGAGCUGUUGGUUUUCGGCAAGGCGAUCGCUGAUCAAAUCGAUUGCAUGACCAGACCUGGCGAACGUCACGAGGACCUACCAGCCACUGUUGGCGAAGAUUCUAUUUGCCGUUUCGACGCAACUCGUUAUGCAAAAGGUUGUAUUCCCGUCGCCGAGCUGCGAGAGGAGAUGCAGCAGACUAUGCAGAGAUUUUGCUCGGUGUUCAGAACCUGCGACGUGCUGCAACGAGGAUGCCGCGAGAUAACGCGGCUCUAUACCUGCGACUUGCCGGACAUAUGUGUUCAAGACCAGACUCUGAUAUGGAACACAGAACUGGUGGAGGCAAUAGAGUUGCAAAACAUGAUGUUAGCUUGCAUGCACACCGUUUACGCGGCCGAGAACAGGAAAGAGUCCCGAGGGUCUCACGUCCGGGAAGAUUUCAAAGAACGAAUCGAUGAAUACGACUACUCGAAACCGCUCGAAGGUCAAAAGAAACGAUCAAUUACUGAACAUUGGCGCAAACACACGCUCACCUGGGCUCGACCAGAUGGAUCGAUUAGCAUUUCUUAUCGUCCCGUCAUCGACACGACGCUGGACGAAACAGAAGCCCAACAUGUUCCUCCAUCGGUUCGAACAUAUUAAACACCAUCAUUAAAUCCCAUUGGAGUCUUCACUUUCUCCUGUUCCGUCUGAUUUCUCAUCCAUUUUGUCCGUUUCUUUUUUCUUUUCUUUUAAAUUAACCUAACUAAUACUUUUAACAUUAUCGAUGGCUUACAGCCAUCUCUAUAUUGGCAUGAUUGACAAUCCAAACAGCGAGCUACGUUCGUUAUCUUGAAAUUACAAGAGCAACGAACGAUUGCUUUUAUUUUCUAUUUUUUUUUUUUUUUUUUAAUUUGAGAUAGGCUUUUAAACAGCUUUUGUUCACCGAGUGGAAAAAUGAUGUUAUUGCAAUUAAUUAACUCCGACCGGAGGCGCGGACCUGUGUGUCACCUUAUUUUGCAUAGUCAAUAGACGUAUCAUAUCGCUUGACGACCAGGAACCACGUCCUCCAAAGUGAAAGCCAUUUUUCGCGAGUCUUACCACUUUCGAAUAUUGUAACACGAUUAAAAAUUGCUCCUGUUACUUCCGAUUAUUUUCGUCGAAGAGAAAUUGAUCGUAUGUAAAUUUUGCAUUAAUAUUCGCGAGAUCGAAUGAAAGUUAAUUAUUUGCAUCAAUCUGUAAAAUUUGAUGUUCAAAGAGAAAAAUAUUUUCUUUCGAAAAUUACCGCAUGUGCACAAUGCACGUUCAAUUUCUUAUUUAUAUUCGAUAAGAGCUCUAUAUCCGACACUGAUAAACCAGAAUUUAAAAUUGAGAAAUCUUAAAUAUAUUUUAUAAAGAGUAUUUACUAGUAGGUUUUGUUUUGUUACUUUACUUACUCGUAACACGGAAAAGGAGUACAAAGUUUAAAAAGAUACAGUAUCUUUUGCAUAAUAUUAAAGUUAGUACGUAGAAAAAAACAGUAUUCAAUAAAAUAAAUUGUCCACACUUGAAGAAAUUUGUAUCGUAUAUGGUUUAUUUAAAAGAGAGAGAAAAUUAAUAAAAAAUAAACAUUAUAAAUAAAU
Frieseomelitta varia is the source of this 3049-nucleotide messenger RNA. Its product is annotated as succinate dehydrogenase [ubiquinone] flavoprotein subunit, mitochondrial-like. Gene Ontology annotation, biological process: tricarboxylic acid cycle; mitochondrial electron transport, succinate to ubiquinone. Bases 267 to 2090 code for a protein of 607 amino acids. Gene Ontology annotation, molecular function: electron transfer activity; flavin adenine dinucleotide binding; succinate dehydrogenase (quinone) activity. The record is from RefSeq and is a predicted model, not a curated record. The transcript has 11 exons. NCBI's taxonomy places the organism in Eukaryota, Metazoa, Arthropoda, Insecta, Hymenoptera, Apidae.